AACGCAACCUUACAUAAACAUUUUUCAUUAUUAAACGUAUCGAUUAAUUGCGUUGUCACCUCGUUUGUAAAUGAAUUGUUUCAUUAUUAUAAUAUUAAACUGUAAAAUGUCAUACAGACUGUCUCGCAAUGAUAUUCGCUUCUUGAAAGUAAUGUACAAACUUAGCCAUUUUUUGUCAAUCACACCAAACUACGAUUUCGAAAAUUUCGUGAUCAUUUCGCCUCGAUGUGACAAAAUUUCUGCAAUUUGUUUCCUACUUUCGACAAUUUUAGGCACUUGUUGGAUAAUCUACGUGCGCAUUUACUGCAAAGAAAUACGUUUUUUCGAAAUAUCGUUCGAAAUAUUGGGCUCUUUGGACAGUUUAAUUCUCUUGAUGGUGCUCGUGUCGAUUAUUUUAGGUUCGCUUAAAACAAAGGAAUGGGCGAAAUUGAACAACAAGUUCCAAUAUAUCGACGAAAAACUCAAGACGCGAGACCAGAAAGAACGAAAUUUGUUUAAAAAUGCCUAUUUCCAGCUCGUUUUGUCCAUUUCUGUUUACAGUUCUUCAGUUGGCUACACUCAAUAUGUGCGUAUCGCUGCGAAGGGUUUGCCAACUUUGAAACUGUUCGCUUUACAUGAAUUUUACGGUUUUUGCUAUUUGUGGGUCCUGAUUUUAAUUUGCAACAUCGCACUUGCGUUCAAGCAGAGGUACCAGCUGAUAAAUGAACAGAUGGCUGUUCGAAUUAAUCCGAAAAAUUGUGCGAGUUUUGUGAUCGAAGUCCGAAAAUUGUCGCGACUUUUGGGCGAAAUGGUCGGUUUGUUUAAUGACAUUUUUGGUUGGCCGCUGGUUUUUAUCACUGGGCGGUUCGUGAUAAAGAUUUUAGUCGCGUUAAAUUUUUUUACAAGCACUUUGGAGAUCGAUAAUUUGUACUUGAAACACAAGCUUGAAAUUUCGAGUCUUGUCCAGACGGCAAUUACGCUGGUCGCUAUGUGUGGUUUGGUUUUAAUUUGUGACUCGGCCAAGUCUGAGAGUCAACAAACUGUUUUCCUGUGUUACAAAUUAAUGGAAAAAUUCCCGGAAAGGUCGCACGAACAACAAGAGUUGUACAUGGCGGCACAGGUGAUUGAGAAAAGUGUUGCCAACUUUACGGCCGCUGGUUUUUUCGAUGUUAAGCGGAGCACACUGUUUGGGAUUUUGGCAACGACGACCACUUAUUUGAUUGUCACGAUUCAGUUCAAUCAAGGUUUAAAUAAAUAAAAGAAAGUCGGUGGAAUAAUUUAUUACACAUUUAUAUUUAUAAUCGGGGUACUUUACUUUUAAAUUUUUCCCUAAACUUAACUGACAUAAAAUUUAUAUUUAGUAACAUUUUAACCACAACAGAACGCUAGGAACAGAAAUUUGUAACUAUUUAGUACCAAUUCCAAUUUAAGGCGAGUAUCUGAAACAAAACAUCAAGACUAGAAUAACACAGAAAUAUUUGGUCCUUAAGCAAAAAACUCGCUUUUGCUCGACAUCUCAUACUCCAACUCCUCAUUCUUGUACAUGUCGAUCA
Tribolium castaneum (red flour beetle) is the source of this 1532-nucleotide messenger RNA. Its product is annotated as gustatory receptor candidate 58. Gene Ontology annotation, biological process: chemosensory behavior; sensory perception of taste; male courtship behavior. The transcript is spliced from 2 exons. Gene Ontology annotation, cellular component: axon; neuronal cell body; membrane. The record is from RefSeq and is a predicted model, not a curated record. Lineage: Eukaryota; Metazoa; Arthropoda; Insecta; Coleoptera; Tenebrionidae. Bases 71 to 1237 code for a protein of 388 amino acids.